This is a messenger RNA of Zonotrichia leucophrys gambelii, 633 nucleotides long. RefSeq names its product transmembrane protein 17B-like. Gene Ontology annotation, biological process: non-motile cilium assembly. Bases 1 to 633 code for a protein of 210 amino acids. The transcript is spliced from 4 exons. Gene Ontology annotation, cellular component: ciliary transition zone. NCBI's taxonomy places the organism in Eukaryota, Metazoa, Chordata, Aves, Passeriformes, Passerellidae. The record is from RefSeq and is a predicted model, not a curated record.
AUGGCUGUGCCCACCCCACUGCCCCCGAGCCUGCGCCGGGGCCUGGUGGCCUUCAGUGGCUCCCUCUUCAUCAACAACAAGACGUGGGACAGCGGCACUGCCCCCAGCUCCCAGCCAGCUCACAAGGUGCUGUCCAGCCUGCCCCUCCAGGUAAUGCUCUACUUCAACGUUUACUACUUCCCAGUCUGGUGCCUGGCUGAGGGGAUUAUGCUGCACCUGAAGUACCACCUGCUGCCGUGGCACUAUCAGUUCCUGCUGGUCACAGCCUUCCUCAUCCUCUCGCUGGCUGAGGGCUCCCGCCUCUACCUGGGCUACCUGGGGAACCUCCAGGAGAAGGUUCUGAUCCUGCAGGUGCCUGAGCUGGCUGGGUUCCUGCUCCUCUCCUUCCUGAUCCAGCUGCCCCUGCUGCUCUUCCUGCUGUCAGACAGGCAGGUCAUCCACCUACCGCUGGAGGUGCCCCUGCACAGCUUGUUCCUGGCCUUCCUCCUCCUCGAGAUCGUGGCUGCCUUCCUGGUGCUGAGGACUAUGACCAAGCAGCUGGCGGCACAGUUCUACCUGCGGCAGUUCCAGGAGGGUGGCAGGGGCCGGCUGGAGCCUGGGGGCACAGGGGGACAGGCAGCCGGGAUGGGCUGA